UCCGAAAUAUAUCUCGAAAAUGAGAUCCUAAACUUUUCUGGGCAUGCGUAGCUUUGUAAACUUCCGACAUGUGUUUGAGUCGUUUCACUUUGACCUGAAGUAGCACUGAAGAGGAGUUAACAAGAAGAUAGUGAUCAAGAUGGCCACAUAUUGGAAAUCACAACCGAAAAAGUUUUGUGACUUCUGUAAAUGCUGGAUAACAGACAACAAACCAAGUGUCGACUUUCAUGAAAAAGGGAAAAAACAUCAGGAAAAUGUGAAGAGGAAGAUUGAUGAGGUGAGGAAGAAAAGUAGCAAAGAUGCUGAGAAAAAAGAAGAGGCAGAAGAAGACUUCAGGAAAAUGGAGCAGGCUGCACUGGAAGCAUUUAAGAAAGACCUUGCAGAGAACCCAGAACUUGCAGCUCAGUACAGUGCUAAGAUCAAAGCAGCUAAGGAGAAAGAAGACCUUUUAAACGAAAAGCUUGAGGAAGAGAAAAACUCUGAGGAAGAAAAAACUACCACAGAAGAGGCUGGUGAAUGGUUAGAGGCAAAAUCUCCAGAGGGAUACUCUUAUUACUGGCAUACCAUCACAAAGGAGCCUGUCUGGGUUGCACCAGAAAAGUUUGUUUCAAUGGAAGAGCAAAGGAAAAGGGAGGAGGAGGAGGAGGAGGAGAAAAAGGCACAAGAAGAAAACCAAAAACAGAUGGUUCCUGAGGAGAGUUCUUCAGAACAAGUGUAUACCUCAGCUUCUAAUGUUGACACAGAGACAUUACUAGGAAUGAGUUUUGGACCUCAGCCCCACCAGCCUGUCAAACAUGUUUAUGGAUCUUGGGUGACAACCUCUGAUACGACGGAGUUUGAAACUGAACCUAUUCCCCUGGAACCUGUCCCUGUGGACUGCAUACCCCUCCCGGGAGAAUGUGAAGCACAUCCAGAACAAAACUCAGAUCAGCCGCCAGACCAGCCACAAAAACCAAAGAGAGACAAAUUUAAAGAGAAAAAAGUUACCUCCCUUGGAGGAUCCAAAGGGGAACCUGUUGCUUUUAAAAAAAGAAAAAUUGCCUCAGGAGCGAGGAAUGUGCGGCGUCGAGAUGAAGAUGAUUGAUAGACAAAAAACUGUAGAUGUUUUUCGUGAUGAAUUGACUGGUGAGGAGGUCGAGAUGAAGAUGAUUGAUAGACAAAAAACUGUAGAUGUUUUUCGUGAUGAAUUGACUGGUGAGGAGGUCGAGGUGAAGAUGAUUGAUUGUAGCUGUACACAUUUGAAUGUAUGGAUGGGUUGGGAUGUAAUCAGUAUGAAUGUCAUGACAUAAGUCACAGUCAGUGCUGAUUCUGUGUUACUUUGUGUAGGUUAGACCUGCAGUACUAGUAUCAAUAUCAGACCUGGCUUUUUACACCUCUGUUAUAAAAUAGGGGCUCAUUGCCCAUAUUCAUUCCAUCGUGUCCCGUUGAUCAACGCCGGUUUUGAUUCAAUGUAAACACCUAGGAACUUCAUUGUAAGGCAGAUUUUGAUCAACCAUUAUGCAUAGGUAAAUUAUGAGCAUACUCUGGAUAUCAUUGUGUUUCAGGGUCAAAGCCAACAUGACCCUUGCUAUAUAUAGAAAAUCAUCAACUGAUUCAAUUUAAACACUAAGGUCAAGGCCUGCGUGGUGAGGCAUUCAUGUCUUGCAGACAUUUUCUAAUGUAAUUACAGCAGGAAAUAUUCUCAAGAAACAGUUCUUCUGUUUGUCAGGAACAUGACUCAGAUAAAUGAUAUGGCGAUGAUAUCAACAUGAAACCUUAUUGUGGAUGUUCUGCUCUAUAUAUAGAAACAUCUCAACACAGAUUUUCUUUUAACUUUAUGUGUAUCCUACAACAUGUCAUAUAGAGCUCAGAACAGGUUUUUAUAAAUCACUAAAAUGGAUGGUAGAGGGGCAGGGAUCAUUAAAAAAGAUAAUAGUCAAUUGUGAAAAAUCAAUUACCAUCGGUUUAGAUAAGUGUUCUGAUUUAAUUUGAUAUCCAGAGCAACAGAGACCCAGUGCUGUCUACAGGGUGAUGCCUGUUAACCUUUAGGGUCAGAAGAGACCAAGUAGGUGAUAUGAAAACCAGUCUUUGAGAUACCUAUUUCUUCUGUAUAUGGAUUGACCAUAUAUGGUCAAAAUCUAGGGGAUGACAAAAGACUGAUGUUUGUCUGGAGCAUCAUGGGAAGGGACUUUUAACAUGCACAGAUCAAUAGAGAAUACGGAGGUUGGUAUCUACAAGCAGAGGUUUUCUGUUAAUUUCUCUGGUUACUCUGCUGUUUGUUAUAGAUAUGUUUGUACCAAUAUUGACUUUUCACAAUAUAAGUAAAACAUACUUUGAGAUUAAAUGUGAAAAUGAUGGGCAUAUCUGUAUUUGGAAGACAAAGUUUUGUAAUCUUAAAGGAGAAACAGAGCUGAAACACACCUUAUUAGGUAAUGGGAUGCAUACAUCAUAUCUAAGUAUAGGUAUUCUUUGGGCUAAGAGAUCUGAAAAAAAAUAUAUGUAAGAAGUAUGUCCAUAUGUGAGGGACCUGUUUAAGUAGGGUAUUCUGUAUUAACACUUGUUACUACUGCUAUACUAGAUGUCUGUUCUAUAUUUAGUAUACUUUGUGUUUCUACAUAUGCUCUAUUGAACAAACUAAAAUUAAAAAGAAUUAGUAAGACA
This is a messenger RNA of Ylistrum balloti, 2640 nucleotides long. RefSeq names its product WW domain-binding protein 4-like. Lineage: Eukaryota; Metazoa; Mollusca; Bivalvia; Pectinida; Pectinidae. The transcript has 9 exons. Gene Ontology annotation, cellular component: precatalytic spliceosome; nucleus. The record is from RefSeq and is a predicted model, not a curated record. Bases 140 to 1084 code for a protein of 314 amino acids. Gene Ontology annotation, molecular function: protein binding; zinc ion binding; RNA binding. Gene Ontology annotation, biological process: mRNA splicing, via spliceosome.